CACCAGCUGAUGGCUGUGGGCGAGCGGGAGGGCCACCUGAGCGCGGACUGGCGCCUGCUGGCCCACUGCCAGCUCCACGACACGGACAGUCCGGGCCGCGCGCUCUACCAGCUGCUCAAGACGUGGCCGCGAUGGGCCGGCGCACGCGGCGCAGAAAUAUUUGACCUGAAACUGGUGUCGCGAGUGCAGUGGCUGGCCAUUCCAGCAGUAGCGCCAAUCUCGAAGCUGCAGCGCCCUGUCAAGACGGUCGUCAUCUGUCACACCAGAACAAAGGAAGCUACAGGUGCGGAGGGUGAGCGCCGUCAGAUGCGCAGCCUCCAGAACUUCGAGGUCCAUUGCCGCGGGCGGGCGGACCUGCCGUUCCACUUCGUGGUGGCGCCGUCUGGCGCCGUGUACGAGGGCCGCGGCUGGGAGCUGGCGGCAGACCUCAGCCUGGGCGUGGAGACGGACGCUCCAGAGGACUGUGGCGGCCGCUGCCUGGUCGUGGCGCUGAUGGGCGCCUUCUGCAGACGCCUGCCGACGCCUACCGCGCUCCACGCCUUGGAGACCCUGCUGGCGCUGGCGCAGGACCGGGGGGUCCUGGCACAGGACUACCACCUGGUGGGCCACUGCCAGCUGGCAGGCACCAUCAGCCCGGGCGGGGCGCUCUUCUCGCUCCUCAAGCAGUGGCCACGCUGGACCGACCGACCGUUUGGAGAUGAAGAUCGCGACGCUGAAGAAAGCGACCAUGUACAGUGACAGUGACUGCUCGUGUAUUGACUCGUUCUGAUUUUCUGAUGCUGCUUAAUAGAACAAACCUUCCGUCUAAAUCGUGACAAUGAAACAGUUAAUUUUCUCAAGCAGAUCGACUAAAAGGAUACUGGACAAUAGAAUACAAAGUAGCUCUUCCAGUUGUAAUAACUCUGUAGCUGAGACUGUUACAUCUACAUCUGCAGGGUGUCCCAGAAAUGUUGCGACAAACUUCUAGGGGAUGUGGGGCACAUCACAAGGAUUGAGAAUUGCAUAGCAACGCCGUCAUAUUCCGCUAGGUGGGGCUCUACACAAGAGUUUUGGCACCCACACUUACCGGCUUUAUAGAGCCUUGAUUUCUUUCUGUGGUGAGCCAAGAAAUCUCUCAUGUAUCGCAAACCUGUGGAAUCUGAACUGGAUCCCGUCGCUGCUACAAUCAAAGAAACUGCCGGUGUCUGGUGUCCGGCAGUCAAUGCUACGUCGAUGUCUGUGUGCAUGGCGUCUGAUGGUGCGAACUUCGAGCAUCUGUUGUAACAUCAGAGCCGUAUUCAUUUCGUACACCAUGUGUACUCGUUAUGUCCAAUAAAUGUUUCAAGUGAACCUCUCUCAGAUCUUCGGCCUCUGUUGCUACUUACCCCUAAUGUUUGCGGUCAUGGGUUCCUACGCAAUUCUCAAUCCUUAUCUUGUGCCCCACAUCGUCUAGAAGUUUGCUGCAACAUUUCUGGGACAUCUCGUACAUCUAGAAAUACACUCUGAAAGUUACCUAAUCGUGUGUGUUGAAGGGUCCACCUCCCACCUC
Molecule: messenger RNA, 1528 nt
Organism: Schistocerca piceifrons (Central American locust)
Lineage: Eukaryota; Metazoa; Arthropoda; Insecta; Orthoptera; Acrididae
Product: peptidoglycan-recognition protein SD-like
Exons: 3
Coding region: 10-738 (242 amino acids)
Biological process (GO): peptidoglycan catabolic process
Molecular function (GO): zinc ion binding; N-acetylmuramoyl-L-alanine amidase activity
Source: RefSeq, a predicted model, not a curated record